This is a messenger RNA of Siniperca chuatsi (mandarin fish), 3986 nucleotides long. RefSeq names its product adhesion G-protein coupled receptor G4 (gene adgrg4b). NCBI's taxonomy places the organism in Eukaryota, Metazoa, Chordata, Actinopteri, Centrarchiformes, Sinipercidae. The record is from RefSeq and is a predicted model, not a curated record. The coding region runs from base 15 to 3893 and encodes 1292 amino acids. The transcript has 32 exons. Gene Ontology annotation, cellular component: membrane. Gene Ontology annotation, biological process: cell surface receptor signaling pathway; adenylate cyclase-activating G protein-coupled receptor signaling pathway. Gene Ontology annotation, molecular function: G protein-coupled receptor activity.
UUGUGGUUCAUCUUAUGCUCUGUCUCAGAGCUUGUUGUCUGAAACCACUUUUAGGAUUAUUUUAUUUAUGUAGAUUUGUGAUGAUUUCUCUUCAAAAAAUCCUGAAUGUGUUUAUCACUCUGUCUCUGCUGAACAGCCCUGCCUCCACUAUGGAGCGAGUACCUCGGCUCAGUCUAUGGGGGGAGGUGGCUGACUUCACCCUCGAGUGCAGCCACUGGAUACUAAAGCCUCAGGUCUUCAUCCCCGCCCUGCAGGAGUUCACUGUCUGCUUCAACCUGAAGUUAGAGGAAUGGGCUUCCUCACCAUGGACAGUCUUCAUGUACCGUCAUCCUGAGGUUCAGUGUGCUGAGCUGGGCUUGGGGGGAAAGAGGGAUCGUUUAAUGGUCUGGCUGUUUGGAACGAAGUGGACUACCCCUCGGAUCAACCUUCGUCUGUCACAGUGGUACUCGCUGUGCCUGACCUGGACACAUACUAAAGACACACCUGCCCUAUACGUGAAUGGCAACCUAGUGGACAUCAUGGCAGAUACAACUCCCUCCAUUUCCCCCUCGUGCUACCAACUGGCCCCCAAUGGAACACUUACUCUGGGUGCGGCACACCUCCUGGGCAAAUUAUCUAUGUUUCGGCUAUGGGGGCGAGAACGCAGCAAACAGGAAGUGACUUCACUAAAAUGUACAGAGGGGGAUCUGGUGAAGUGGAAGAGAGACAACUGGGACUCUCAGAAAUGUGAUCCGCUUCCGGAUUCCAGCCUGCAGUGUGAAUGGUCCGUUUACGAAGUGAGACUGAAUUUUGCUAUCUUCCGAUACGAUGGGAACACCACUGAGUGCUACACAGCCAGAGACAUCGCACAUAACUGGCUCAGAGAGGUGCUGCCGACCAGCAUCUAUUUACACAGAGUGUCUGUGUUUGAAGUGACCAGAUCCAGUAAAGACGACAGCCUUGUAAAAACAUCACAUGAAGACAGGCUGGUACGGUGGGCUCCCCCUAACAACAGGUUUGACUGCCUGGUUCAUGUAAGCGUUAUCCCCAGCUUGGAUGUGGCAGCUGUGCAAAAUGAGAUGUUCACGGACCUUCGGAUUCCCUACAAUGACCCCAGUGGUCUGCUACGGCUGCUGGCUGAUGCAAACAGCAUACACACCACACCUGUUGAAAGUUUUGCCACCACCACCAUCAGGCCUCCUGAUGUGGUGACAGAGCCCUCUCCAGUCACAACCACCACAUUUAAAGCCACAACAUCCAUUACCACUACUGGCACCACCACAAGUCCCUCUACCAGUGCAGCCACAGCCACCACUUUUACACCAAGCCCAGCAAAUAUCUCUGAGCUGUAUUUUGAGGUUAAGGUGAAUGUUUCCAUAACAGGAGACUGUGACGCAGAACAGAUUCUUUCCACUUGGCUUAACGCCAGUCUACCUGAUGACACGAUGAUGGUGCUUGACCUCCAGCUGCUCCCCAAAGCUCAAAGACAUCUUCCUAACCUGCAGUCAAACGUCUCUGCCUCUGAGGAAGUGUUCAUAUACAGAGUCUUAAGAGAGAGCUGUAUUUUCCAGGUUCAGGUUAUGAUGUCGCUGUCAGACACACAGAAAAUGGAAGAGCAGAUAAGAUACCUGCUGCUAACGCCUUAUAACAACGGAUCCAUCUCCAUAGUAACUGAGGACAUACAGAUAAGCCGCAUACUGAUAUUUAAAUGCAACGCAGAAACCCAUCAGACGAGGAAAGGCCUGUUUGAGUGGCCCACCACAUCAGGAGGAAAAAAUGCAACUUGGCCAUGCCCAAAAAACCCUCACCACUACGCCACCCGAGCGUGUAAGCUGUGCCACAGUACCCACUGGAUGGUCCCAGACCUGGAACACUGUUCUCUAGUGGUGGAAACCAUCCCUGAUCUGGACCACGUCAAAGUCACUCCUGAGAAUGCACUGGAUGUGGUGGAGAUGAUUGAGGGAUUACUAAGCAACCACUCCACACUAAACUACCAGGAGCUGGUCACCGUCCUCAACAAGCUGGAGGACGUGGUCAACCUCAGUGUGGUCACACCAAACUUGGGCCAAGCUCUAAUCAACAUCAUCUCGGACAUACUGGAAUCUGACAGCAACCUGUUGCCUUUUACUAACACCAUCCUAAAUAUCACAGAGGCAGUGGGAGACAAGAUGGUGGGCUACGAGGGCUCCUCCACCCUGGUUGCUCAGGCCAUUGCUAUCUCAGUGGUGGAUGUAGUUCCCGGACAGUUUGGCAGUUUGACUUUCGGAGUGUCAUCUGACCGCGCUGGCACAAAGCCUGAGAUUUUCAUCAACAGGUUUCCCUUCAACAGCACAGUGGCGUUCAUCUCUCUGCCAUCUGUCCUGCAGCACAGCUUCCCACAGAACAGCUCCAACCAGAGAGCACCAAGGGUUACGUUUCAGUUCUACGGCAUCCCGAUGCUCUUCAAGAGCAGCCAAAAGGGGCAGGCCCUCAACACCUUUGUGGUGUCAGCCAGUGUGACCAAUGCCAGCUCUCCAAUCAAAGACCUAGAGGAAGAUGUCAAAGUCACGCUUCACCAUCUUAUACCCAAUACACUUUACAAGGACGUACAGUGUGUGUACUGGAACUUCAAUAAAAACAAUGGACAUGGAGGCUGGGAUGAUUACGGCUGCAGAAAAUACAACAGCAGCUCUGACUACACAACAUGCCUAUGUGAUCAUCUCACACACUUUGGAGUUCUUCUGGAUGUCUCCAGGACCCAGGUGGACCCGGCUAAUGAGCAGAUCCUGACCAUUAUCACCUAUGUUGGUUGUGGAGUCUCAUCAGUGUUCUUGGGAAUCACAGUUCUCACUUACACAGCUUUCGAAAAGCUUCGUCGAGACUACCCCUCUCAGAUACUCAUCAACCUCUCCUUGGCGCUGCUGGGUUUAAACCUGGUGUUUCUGGUAAACUCCUGGCUGUCCUCUUGGGGUCUAUAUGGCCUCUGUGUGGCUGUAGCAUCCACGCUGCAUUAUUUCCUCCUGGCAUCAUUUACCUGGAUGGGAUUAGAGGCUGUUAACAUGUACUUUGCGCUCGUCAAAGUCUUCAACGUCUAUGUGCCCUCUUACAUCCUCAAGUUCUGUGCUCUGGGAUGGGGGAUUCCUCUGGUGAUCUGCAUCCUGGUGCUCAUCGUGAACAGGGAGGCAUACGGCAGUCACCUCUACACAGAUGUAGAGUCUAGCUUAGAGCCAUUGGACAACUCUGACAACUUCUGUUGGCUCCAAGACGAUGCAACAUUUUACGUGUCAGUGGUUGCCUAUGCCGUGCUCGUCUUUCUCCUCAACAUUGCGGUUUUUGUGGUGGUUCUGAUCCAGAUUCGCCACAUGCGAGUCAACAGCCCAGCAGGGACUCGCAGUGGACUGAUGCAUGACCUGAAGGGAAUUGCCAGUCUCACCUUGUUACUAGGACUAACAUGGACUGUUGGGUUCUUUACCUGGGGACCCGCCAGAGUAGUUCUGCUGUACCUUUUCUCUGGACUCAAUACCCUGCAAGGACUUUUCAUCUUCCUCUUCCACUGUCUGAUGAAGGAAAAUGUCAGGAAACAGUGGAGGAUUCACCUCUGCUUUGGACGUUUCCGACUUGAAGAGUAUUCUGAGUGGAGCAACUCGGCAUCAGUUGGAAUCACGGCCAAACCCAGAUCCAAUCCUCCAAGAGCAUCGGUACCAUCGGUCCAUUCGGUCAAGUCCAGCUCCACAAACAGCACAUCAGCUUCCUCAGACUCAAGCCAGAGAGACUCAUCCUGCAAGAGACCAAACCUGGGCCUUUUUGUGAAUUCCCUGGCUCUCCCUCGAGCCCAGAGAAGCCCCUCAGGUACAGGAGAUCUGCCUUCCCAGAGGGGGAUGAGAUCGACACCUGGCUGGAGGAAUCACUUGCUCAGCCAGCAAGAACAAAGAUAAAACGCACAGGACAUACGUACAUAUGCAUUUGCAUACAUACACAUGCAGAUACGCAAAUCCCACAAACUGUUAUGAAAAGCUUUAAAACUGAAA